AUGUGGGGGACAAUAAUGCGCGCAGCGCCGGCGUCGCGUCAAACCUUCUCGGGCCAAGGUCAGACGUUCUGGAGGACAGCAUGGCAACGCCAAUACGCGGCUAGCAGGGCGCAUGCGCAAACCUCAAGAGCCGGGAUCAGAAACUUUGGGGGCAGUCGACGAACGCCCGAGUCAUCACCGGCUGGCCGCAUGAGCACCAUGUUUCGCACAUGGCACCGGUCCUUUCGAUUCUCAGCCAUGAGGGGUAGCGAGAAGGCUGCCGGAGCAGCAGAAAAGCCUUUGUCUCUGAGCCAGAGGUUGAAGAAGCUAUCCAAGGAAUACGGAUGGAGCGCAGUCGGUGUUUACUUCGCUCUCAGCGUCCUCGACUUCCCGUUCUGCUUCUUGCUGGUUCGAGUUGUCGGCACUGAUAGGAUAGGUCAGCUCGAGCACUGGGUCAUGUCUUGCGUCAAAAAGGCGAUCCCGGAUUCGGUCGAGGCCUGGUGGCACGAGUAUCGUGCCGCCUUGAAGGGGGUUGAAAAAGAGCAGCUCGGUACCGACGUAGUGAGCGAGUCGGUCGAGAUGGCCGGCUGGGGAGUGGCUGAAGCGGAGGAGCACAACCGUGCCGAAGCUAGCUUAGGCACACAGCUUGCUCUGGCAUACGCCAUCCACAAGAGCUUCAUCUUUCUUCGGGUGCCCCUGACUGCAGCUGUGACGCCGAAGAUUGUUAAGAGGCUAAGAGCCUGGGGGUGGAAUAUUGGCAAACGGCAAACAAAAGCCUGA
Messenger RNA from Verticillium alfalfae VaMs.102, 759 nucleotides. RefSeq lists its product as hypothetical. Lineage: Eukaryota; Fungi; Ascomycota; Sordariomycetes; Glomerellales; Plectosphaerellaceae. The coding region runs from base 1 to 759 and encodes 252 amino acids. Gene Ontology annotation, cellular component: mitochondrion. The transcript has 3 exons. The record is from RefSeq and is a predicted model, not a curated record.